This is a messenger RNA of Musca domestica (house fly), 2023 nucleotides long. It is a transcript of the gene tll, whose product is annotated as protein tailless. The record is from RefSeq and is a predicted model, not a curated record. Gene Ontology annotation, molecular function: nuclear receptor activity; RNA polymerase II cis-regulatory region sequence-specific DNA binding; zinc ion binding. Lineage: Eukaryota; Metazoa; Arthropoda; Insecta; Diptera; Muscidae. The transcript has 2 exons. The coding region runs from base 144 to 1472 and encodes 442 amino acids. Gene Ontology annotation, biological process: anatomical structure development; cell differentiation; positive regulation of transcription by RNA polymerase II.
AGUGAACACAACUCAAACAGAGCUGAGAACACUAAAAUAAAACAAAAUAUAUUUACAACAAUUACGAAUUAAAAAUAUUUGAUAGAACAAAAAACAUACAUUUAACCACGAUCAAGGAUUACUUUACAAUAACAAACAACAAAAUGCAAACCACCGAAGGAUCUCCCGAUAUUAUGGAUCAAAAAUACAACUCCGUCAGAUUAUCUCCAGCUGCGUCAAGUCGCAUCCUAUAUCAUGUGCCUUGCAAAGUUUGCCGUGACCACAGUUCUGGCAAACAUUACGGUAUCUAUGCAUGUGAUGGCUGUGCUGGUUUCUUCAAGCGUUCCAUUCGGCGUUCCCGCCAAUAUGUGUGCAAAUCCCAGAAACAAGGACUCUGUGUGGUGGACAAAACCCAUCGCAAUCAGUGCCGUGCCUGCCGCUUGCGCAAAUGUUUCGAAGUUGGCAUGAACAAAGAUGCUGUCCAACACGAACGUGGACCCCGCAACUCCACAUUGCGCCGCCACAUGGCCAUGUACAAAGAUGCCAUGAUGGGUGGCUCUGAAAUGCCCCAGAUCCCAGCUGAAAUUCUUAUGAACACCGCAGCUUUAACUGGUUUCCCCGGCUUGCCAAUGCCAAUUCCAGGAUCCCAUCAUAUGCAUCCCAGUUUGGCUGGAGCCUUCCCUGCACCACCAUCAGUUUUGGAUUUAUCUGUACCUCGUGUACCCCAACAUCCCAUGCAUCAAGCUCAUCCCGGUUUCUUUGCACCCACUGCCGCCUACAUGAAUGCCUUGGCUGCCACCCGUGUCUUGCCACCCACACCUCCACUAAUGGCUGCCGAACACAUUAAAGAAACUGCCGCCGAACAUCUCUUCAAGAACAUCAACUGGAUUAAGAACGUGCCCUCAUUCGGUGAAUUGCCUCUGCCCGAUCAAUUGCAGUUGUUGGAAGACUCCUGGAAGGAAUUCUUCAUCUUGGCCAUGGCGCAAUAUCUCAUGCCCAUGAACUUCACUCAGCUAUUGUUCGUUUACGAAUCGGAAAAUCCCAACCGCGAUGUUACCGGUUUGGUAACCCGUGAAGUGCAUGCCUUCCAAGAUGUCCUAAAUCAAUUGUGUCAUCUCAACAUUGAUAGCCAUGAAUAUGAACUCAUUCGUGCCUUGACCCUAUUCCGCCGCCCUGGCUCCGAUGAUUUGGCCAAUUCUUCACUGUCCACCAGCAACGGCAGUCCCAACUCCAGCAUCUCUGCCGAAUCUCGUGGCCUCAUCGAAAGCACCAAAAUUGCCGCCUUACAUGAUGAGAGCCGUAAUGCCCUCAUUGGCUACAUUGCCCGUCUACAUCCCGGCCAACCCAUGCGUUUCCAAAGCAUUAUGAGUGUAUUGACCCAGAUGCACAAAGUCUCCUCGUUUGCCAUUGAGGAAUUGUUCUUCCGCAAAACUAUUGGUGACAUUACCAUUGUUCGUUUGAUUGGUGACAUGUACAGCCAGCGAAAAAUUUAAAAUGCAACGAACAGUUUGCCGUCGGACAAAUGACUUGUGGGCCCAAAGAAAGUUUGGGUCGAUACACCAGUGAAACAUGCACACAUUGGGGCACAGGACACUUGAAGUGUCCACAACCGCUGCUAAGCCCAGUGGGGCCCUGAUGCACUCGAUUGCCUCAGGUCAGCGGAGUGCUCCAGUUCUGGAAACUGUGAUAAUAAUGCCUCAGCCUGAUUUAUCAUCGGAUAUUUGUAGACCAAAAUGGACAAUACUCAAAGUUUUGAUGUGGCCAACAGCUGUAAGCACUUAAAACAAAAAGGCUUCCAAUUUAAAAUAAAAAGCCUUAAUGAAUGAAAUAAGCCUUCAAAGAAAAGUGUGAACAAAAAUAUCAUCCAAGUGAUCUUAAUCGUAGCUUAAGUUUAGCAAAAGUUGCAAAUUUUUGUUAUAUGUUUAAAAAGAGAGAGAAAAGAACAAACUAACAAAAAUGUUGAAAUCAGUUAUAAAUUUUUAUACACAUUUAUGUAAAUAUUUUAUAAAAUAACUUAAAAUAAUAUUUUAUAUUAAAAAAAUAC